This is a messenger RNA of Bradysia coprophila, 3046 nucleotides long. RefSeq names its product N(G),N(G)-dimethylarginine dimethylaminohydrolase 1. Gene Ontology annotation, molecular function: amino acid binding; dimethylargininase activity. Gene Ontology annotation, biological process: positive regulation of nitric oxide biosynthetic process; arginine metabolic process. Lineage: Eukaryota; Metazoa; Arthropoda; Insecta; Diptera; Sciaridae. The record is from RefSeq and is a predicted model, not a curated record.
AAAAGAAUACCGGAACAGUUGGAAUUGGAAUCUCUAAUGUCAGAAGAGUGUUGUUUUUCAAAAUAAAUUUCCAGAGUUUGCGUUUUGCGUUACAAAAUUGUUAUUUUCGUAUUUUGUGUCUAAUGAAUUAAAGUUUAAAAAAAAAUGUCAGCUUGCCGAUACACGCACGCAAUUGUGAGCAGGAUACCACUAUCUUUGCGGACUCGAGGGGAAAUUGAUUUAGAAGAAGCGAAGCGACAACACGAAACCUACGUUAGCCUACUACGAGACCUUGGUCUGGAUGUCAUUGAACUUCCGCCCGAUGAAAAUAUACCAGAGUGUACAUAUGUUGAAGACACAGCGGUCGUAUGUAAUGGUAUUGCUUUGAUAACUAGACCGGGAGCUCCGCACCGGUUGAAAGAGGUCGAGUCCAUUCGUACGGUGUUCAAAAAGGAACUGGAUAUUCCAAUCAUUGAGAUAGCCGACACAAAUGCUAGGUUAGACGGCGGGGAUGUGUUAUUCACAGGGAAAGAGUUUUUCGUCGGUUUAUCGGAAUGGACGAAUGAAGCCGGUGCAAAAGCUGUAGCAGCUGCCUUUCCUGAGUAUCCGUGCGUUCCGAUUAAGGUAACUGAACAUCGUCAUCUGAAGUACUAUGUAUCAAUGGGUGGACCCGAUCUACUGUUCGUUAGUAGUUCACGGGAAUCGCAGGAGAUACUGCGACGCAUCGAACGAGAAGCCACAUUCACCUAUCAAACGCUGACGUUGUCCGAGGAGCAUGCGGCCAAUGUUCUGUAUAUUAACGGAACACUUGUCCACCGAUCGUUAACGGAAAUUCCAGUAUCGCAUCAGAUCAUUGUUGAAAAGAUUGACAUUCCACGACAGAGCCUAGAAAUGUCGGAAUUAGGUAAAUUUUCGUCAGGUCUAACAUCGUGCUGCCUGUUGCUUCGUCGCUCUAAGUAUAUACGAAAUUUGUAAAGCGUUUAUGAAACGUUUGAAUCGACCGAAGAAUGUCUUCGUAAAAGUGUACUCUAAUCCUUUUUUCUGUUUUUAUUUUUAAUUUUUUUUACGUAAAAUACUCAUCAUCAUUAUCAUCAUCAACCAUUGAUAAACAUUCCUCUGUAAGCCAAAUAUAUUAUUGAUAUUUUAAAUCAUUCUCAAUAAUGAGUUCUGAGUGCUCAGACGUUCCAUUUUUUUAUUUGUUCCAAAUUGAAACAAAAAAUAGUUUGUAGAAGAAUGACAACAACUAUUGGACAUCAACACUGAAAUUGAUGUGUAUUGGUAGCUGGAGUACAGUAAAAUUACAGUCGGCGACUUUGAAGUAAGUGACGCAUUCCGUUUCAGCUAUUUUUCAUCUGACACAAACAAAUGUGUUUUACGUCCUUAAAUGGUUUUAUCACUACCACGCACGUGUGGGUAACUAUUUCACCGGUAUUACCAAGUAUAUCCAUUUUUGCUUGUAAGAGUGGAUCAACUGAAUAACAGCUGGAAUGCGUCACUUAUUUCAAAGUCCCCGACUGUUAACUGAAAGCAGCAAUAAACCAAAUCGAAAAUUUUCAUCACAAUUUACAGUCUAUGAGUCUCGGUGAGAAAUGCAUUCAAAUUAGAUUUUUUUUUUAAAGAAAAAUAUAUUUACUGUGAGCUAUGCAACUUCCAGCCAUAUUAUGUGUUUAGCAUAAUUUUGUUUGUGUAAGUAAUUCUAAGUAUUUAAGUGAAGGAAAAUGGAAAAUUUUCUUUGCGUAUCACCGUAGGUGGAAUGAGGUGGAAGAAGUUGAAUGGAAUGUUCAUACACAAACAAAUUCCUUGAAGAUUCAUUUAAAGAUUCUUUGUAAAUUGGAUGACGAUCGCAUUGUCAUUCUAUCAAGCACUGUGUGCAGACGUUGGUAAAAUAUCACGCAGAAAUCUGGAAUAUAAUUGACUAACAUCAAUGGUUAUUUACAUAACUAGGGCAGAACGUUUAUAAGCCAAAUUUUCGUACGAAGAAACAUUUAUCCGACGAAAUUAUUUUAUGUUCCUCUUGAUUUGCACUCACUUACUAGUUGCAAGAAAAAAUGUUUCGUAGUUUCGGAUACGAAACCUUCGUUCUAUUCAGACCCGACUUUGAUUUCAGCAUCCAAAAUGGAAUGAGCACCAAAUAUGAUACUAAAAGCGAAAUUUUUCCAUUUUCCUAUGUUUGUAUUUUGUAUGUUGUGUGUCUAGUUUAAUUCGUCAGAAUUGUGUCAACAGUUUUAAGUCUUCUAAAUUAAAAUGUAUCCUUAAUAUAUUAUUGAAUGUCUUAUAGAUAUAGCAUCCUGUAUUUUGCAAAAAAAAGAGAAAGAUCUUAAGCUUCUCCCAUACUACUUAAUCUCCUAGUAUUUGUAUAAAUUUUAUUUUAAUUUCUUAAAAGUUUAUUUUUCUACGCACAAUUUUGAAGUACAAAUUUCAAAUAUUUACAUCUUCCCGCAUCUUCCAUUACUCAUUCUUUAACAUAUUCCAUUUCGUAUUGAGUUCAUAAUUUGCUUUUCUACGGAAUCGAGUGUCUAAACUAAGUUUUUUAGUAUGCGAUAGAGAGGCGACACUUUUCAUCGAAAAUAAAAGAGAUCCAGAUGAUGUAUCGGGACAUCAAACGAAGCAAAAAAAUGCAGUUUUACAUAAGCGCAUUGAGAUAUCAACUAAAUUCAAACGUAUCAGGCAUACAGGUUCUUGAAAAAAAAGUCUCAUUUUGCAAUUAAAAUGUUUGCAUUUCCACAGCCACUUUUACACACAUCACAUCAGGUACUUGGCAUUUAAAACCGUUUUUCGCUUGCCAAUAUAAAACAGCUGGCAUAAACUUACACUCAAUUUCGGUUGGCAUUAACGUAUUGUCGUUAAUCUUAAUUUUAUGUCUCAGUAACAAACUUACUUCCGAUAACACAUUUUCGAGCAUCUACCAUCAAUCGAAAGUCUUAAAGGUUUCGAUUUAGUUUCUAUCAAGUUACGGUCCCUUGGUUACUACUUAAUUUUACCGCUCCUAGAGAGUCAUUAGACUAGGGGCUAUAGUUACACCAAUAAUCUCACGAUGACAUGUUUCUGCUGCAUUCGAUACUGAAGA